Molecule: messenger RNA, 2561 nt
Organism: Rhagoletis pomonella (apple maggot)
Lineage: Eukaryota; Metazoa; Arthropoda; Insecta; Diptera; Tephritidae
Product: probable ubiquitin thioesterase DG1039
Exons: 4
Coding region: 160-1272 (370 amino acids)
Biological process (GO): regulation of TOR signaling; negative regulation of signal transduction; apoptotic process
Cellular component (GO): cytoplasm
Source: RefSeq, a predicted model, not a curated record
UUGACACUGGCAGCGGCAGAGCGUGGACGCGAGUGCGAGUGUGAGUGUGAGCCUGACGGUGAUUUCGAAGCACAAUUCGAACUAGAUGCCGAGCUGGUGGAUCGUCACGCCAACGAUUUGAUCCACAUCGAUCAAGUCUUCGAGGAGCUGCGCCAGAAAAUGGAAGUGCUCUCAGUACAAAAUCAAUAUCAGGGACAAUUCGGUGUCAUCGGUUCAAGUAAAGUUAAAGACUGGACGAGUCCGUUAACACCACCACCACCACCACCACCACUACCACAACAUUCAUCAUCACAACUACAACCAACAAGCAACAGUCUCAGCAGCGACGACAACGUUGCGCAUAAACAACGCAACAGCAGCAACCAUCGGCGUGGAAGUGCCCAUCGGCCAACAGAGGACGAAGAACAGGAGCAGCUGGAGCUGUACACCGAGGACGCAAAAGAAGGUGGUGACGUCGUUGAUGGCGGCAAUUGGUCAGCGCCACAAAAGCAAACACAGCAACAACAACAACAACAGCAACACUUUUACUACAAUAAUCACCAUUACGGUGGCACCACCCACCAUACUUACAACAACUACCACCAACAACACCAACAUCACGCCAACAAUUACCACCACUAUCAAAAAGAGCAACAAUUACAACACAACAACCGCCAACAAGCAUACACUGAACAACAAAAGCAAGCAGCAGCAAAUCAACUAAAAUCACAACAAGCUAAUUGCGCAACAACAACAAUAACUAAACAACAGCCAAUGGAGGCCACCUACAACAAUAACAUGUUCUACUAUGAACCACCAGUAGCAGCGGCCAUCACCCCAACCGGCACCCCAACAUCGGGCAGCUGCUUUGGCAGCGCGACAACCGAUGUAGACAUAGCCGCCGUCAAUGAGCUGGCACACCGGGUGCAAACGGAAUUGCGAGACGCCAAGAAGCGCCACUUGGACUGCACCGAAGUCUCGCUGCCAUAUGAUCUCAUGCCGCGUAUUGCGGCCGAAAUAAUCAAGGCUUCGGAGCGGGAACCGUGUGGCGUGCGCGGCUGUUCGCUGUACAUCGAUUUCGAGUGUGAGCCGGGCAAUGUGAGACGCAUUGCCUCUUUCAAAGUGGAUGACUGCACAGUCUCCACCUUUGAACUGUAUCUCACACUCAAGCAAGACAAGAGCGGCUGGACAUCGCUAUUGCCACAAUUUAUCAAAAAUCUAACACGCAGCAAUACCAUUUUGAUAAGCCCCGAUUUCACGCUGACCAAGAACAAGCUGUACUCCUGCGAUUAGUGCGCUUAAAUAAGUUCCGGCUAUGCGAUUGCGAGAAGAGAGAUUUUUUAAAUAAACAUAACCUACCCAGAGAUCUCAUUUAAUCUCCUUCACACAAUCACAAAGAAAGCAUAAUAACUACAAACGAAGAAAAAGAAGAAAACAAAAUUAAACGAAGGGCAUACGAAUUUGGUCAAUUGCAAAUAAGUUCGAGUGUUGAAUAGACAACUAAUGGACUACUCAAAUAGUUUUUUUUUUCAAUAAACAUUAAACAAAUGGGCGUGGCUUUAACUACAUACAUACAUACAUACUUACAUAAAUAUAUAUAUAAAAAACUACAAAUGAAAACGUCAAAGAAUGAAGAUGAAGAACAACAACAACUACUACAACAAAACCAGGAACAACGCAUAACGAGAAUACUUUACUUUCUCAACAAUCCCUCCGAAUUUCAUUAUUUUUACUGGACACCACAAACAAACAACAACAACAAAAAAGUCGAAUGAGGCAAUAAAAAUAAUAAACGAAGUAAUGUGAGGUACUAGCAGCUAAACGAAACAGCUUGGGGAAAAAGCUGGAGAUUUCGCAUUGGGUAGAAUCGGAUCGGAUUGGAUUAACCACAGCUAUAAGCCCUAAAAAUAAAAACGGAACUCACCAUUUACGUUUUCGAAAAUGGUAAAAUAACAGCAAAAUAUCAGCAAAGCAGUUUCGAAUCAUAAACAUACAAAAACAACAACAAUAUGCAAUAAUCAAAAAUUUAAUCGCAACAAACAGCAAAUGUAAUAGCAGUAAAAACUAAAAAUUAUUUAAAGUUCAAAGCAAGAACUACAGCAUCAACAGUUACCGGCAAACUUAAAUUGGUUUGACAAGCAGGAAGCGAGACUAACCGAGCGGGUCGGGACGUACGCGUGCACGCUCGUUCAAGCUGAGGCACCAAAAGGAAGUCAAAUUAGUGUUAACUCCUUUUUUUUUGGAUAGCUGCAUUCGUUAAAUAAGUAGAAGAAUAGAAGAAAAAUACAACAUUUGUAAUUUAUAAAAUUAACUAUUAACAAAAACAACAAAAGUAGCAUCUUAUAGCGGACGCCUAUGCUAACGUCCAGCACCAAUGUAUUUAUGGUAGUAUUAUGAGAACAACAACAACAACAACAACAAACAAAUAACCAAACCAGCUAGCAAGCAAAGCUGAAAAAAACAAACUUUAACUUAUUUCCUUUUUCUAUGCAAUGAAAACAUUUAAUGGCGAUUUUUUCAUAAAUCUACAAAACAAAAAAAAAAAACAUACAAACAACAUAAUUUAUGAAAAAAUCAAAAAA